AUGGGGCUGUUCAGCUCAAAGAAGAGGAUAAAGCCGCUCCCACAUGACAAGCCACUUGACUUCCGCAUUCCAGUAGGCUAUGAGGUCGGCCUAUUCAAGCCAAUUUCGAGAAAGGACAACGCUAAGAACACGUCUUUAUCCAACGAAAGGAUGUCGAGGACCGGCCACUUUACUGAGUACCCGGCAGUGAAGGACUUCCCAUAUGACAAGCAGAGAAAGGAGGUUGGAUAUGCACAGAUCGGAACACCUAAAGGCAAAUUGGGCGAGAAAGUAGUUCAAAAAGGAUGUAUUCGCACCGUUACCGAUGAACACAAGGUCAUCCGAGGCGUUCUCUACCAUCCAGUUCCAACGAAUGGCAAGAAAACAAGCGGCAAUUUCAUUCCCACUCAGGAUGUAUACAUAUCACGAACUCUUGGCGGACUUGGCUCUUAA
Molecule: messenger RNA, 432 nt
Organism: Penicillium canescens
Lineage: Eukaryota; Fungi; Ascomycota; Eurotiomycetes; Eurotiales; Aspergillaceae
Exons: 3
Coding region: 1-432 (143 amino acids)
Source: RefSeq, a predicted model, not a curated record